This is a messenger RNA of Symbiodinium sp. CCMP2456, 747 nucleotides long. NCBI's taxonomy places the organism in Eukaryota, Dinophyceae, Suessiales, Symbiodiniaceae. The record is from the annotation of a GenBank genome assembly.
AUGGCUGCCUUUGUCGCCGUUCCCAGCUCCGUGACCAGCACUGCCUUGCGGGGCAGCCUGCAGCAUGUUCCUCAGGCUCCUCCGAGCCCUGCUCCAGCGGCUUCCUUUUCAGUCAAGGGAGCCCUGGGUGUUGCAGCCGUGGGUGCUGCAGUGGCCGCGGGCACGCGCCGCAAGCAUCGGUCUGCUCUUGCAGGUGCAGCUACCGUGACCAAGCUCUCGAAGACGCGGUCUCUUGCAGAUGCGAAGGUUGUCGUAUGUGCAGGCGCAAUGCUCCCAGAGGGACGCAAGCUGCGUGUGGCCGUCAUCGGCGGUGGCCCAGCCGGCGCCAGCACAGCAGAUGCCUUGGCCCAGGAGGGCAUCGAGACCUACCUCAUCGAGAGGAAGCUGGACAACUGCAAGCCGUGUGGUGGGGCCAUCCCUUUGUGUAUGAUCGAGGAGUUCGACCUCCCAAAGGACAUCGUGGACCGCCAGGUUCGCAAGAUGACCAUGAUCUCUCCUACGAACAAGGAGGUGCAGAUUGGCCAGACCCUGAAGGACGACGAGUUCAUCGGCAUGGUGCGCCGCGAGGUGCUUGACGACUUCCUCCGCCAGAGGGCCAAGACGAACGGCGCCACGCUGAUCAACGGCCUCUUCAUGGGCAUGACGAUUCCUCAGAGCAAGGAAGAGUCUUAUGUGCUGACCUACAACGACUUUGGUGAAGCUGAGGGCAGUGCACGCAAAGGCGAGAAGAAGACCUUGGAAGUGGAU